CCCAAACCCCAACUCACUUCUUAGCUUUCUCUUCUUGAUAGGUUUGGGGUUUCUAUUUGAUGGGCAUUACCUCUCUUCAAGUUUGCAUGGAUUCAUCUGACUGGUUGCAGCAGGGCACAAUUUCCGAGGAAAUCGGCGCGGGAAUGGACUCCUCCUCCCUAACCGGCGGCGACGACAUACUAGCAUGCAGCCGCCCUCUAACGGAGCGGCGCCUCCGCCCCCAGCACGAGCAGUCCCUGAAAUGCCCGCGCUGCGACUCCACCCAUACCAAAUUCUGCUACUACAACAACUACAGCCUCUCCCAGCCCCGCUACUUCUGCAAGACCUGCCGCCGCUACUGGACCAAAGGCGGCUCCCUCCGCAACAUCCCCGUCGGCGGCGGCUGCCGCAAAACCAAAAAAAACCCCUCCAAAAAACCCUCCUCCCCUCCCACCGCCGCCAUGUCGCCGGCGCCGCCGCACUCCGCCGGCGCCGACCUCCGCCUCUCCUUCCCGGACCACCUCCGCUUCCAUGCAUCCGCCGGGUUGUACGGUGCGAACCCUCCCUACAUGCUUGAAAAUAAUCCCACUCCUAUUGAUUUCAUGGACAAUAAAUACGAGGCCCUUUUGGGGGGCGGUGGCGGUGGUGGUGGCGGCGAUGCUUACCACCACCUUAAUUUCGGUGGGAUGCUGCCCAAUGGCGGAGUCAUGUCGGGGUUUGAUCUCGACCCGUAUGAUAGUAUUAGUAAUAUUCAAAACGAUGUCGUUGAGGCGAAACCUAAUGCUAGAUUUUUGUCGUUGGAAUGGCAUGAUUAUCAGCAGCAACAACAACAGCAACAGGCUUGUAAUGUGAAUGGGUACGGAUUUGGGUCGUGGACCGGGUUGGUCAACGCGUACGGGGCAUCCGCGACGAAUCCCUUAGUUUAAAUAUUUACUAGUAAUUAUGUGGUGGUGGAUGUAAUGCUAGGAGGGUUUGGUCUAUGAUCAUAUGUUAAAUCAAAUGAAAUGAGAGGCUUGGUUAACUAGGGUGGGACAGUAACUUCUUUUUUAUAUUUUGGUGGUUUUAAAUGUUAAAUUCUACUAUAGUUGAGUGUGAAUUGGGAAUGUGGAAGUCUUUGAGCAUGGUUAAUUUAUUUGGUGUGUUAAUUUUGA
Molecule: messenger RNA, 1130 nt
Organism: Salvia hispanica
Lineage: Eukaryota; Viridiplantae; Streptophyta; Magnoliopsida; Lamiales; Lamiaceae
Product: dof zinc finger protein DOF5.6-like
Biological process (GO): regulation of DNA-templated transcription
Molecular function (GO): DNA binding; DNA-binding transcription factor activity
Source: RefSeq, a predicted model, not a curated record